This is a messenger RNA of Aspergillus aculeatus ATCC 16872, 780 nucleotides long. It is a transcript of the gene atfB, whose product is annotated as bZIP transcription factor atfB. NCBI's taxonomy places the organism in Eukaryota, Fungi, Ascomycota, Eurotiomycetes, Eurotiales, Aspergillaceae. Gene Ontology annotation, biological process: regulation of transcription by RNA polymerase II. The annotation marks the transcript as partial. The record is from RefSeq and is a predicted model, not a curated record. Gene Ontology annotation, molecular function: RNA polymerase II cis-regulatory region sequence-specific DNA binding; DNA-binding transcription factor activity, RNA polymerase II-specific. The transcript has a single exon.
CGAAACAAGCGAAAGUUCUCGCAGAUGGACGUCACAGGCCCAGUGCAGCAAUACCAGCAACAACAUCAGCAACAGCAAUAUCAGCAACAGCUGUCUCAGCAACAACAUCAGCAGCAGCCACAACAGCUGUCCCAGCAGCUUCCCAGCCCUCCCUACGAUGAUGAGAAGGCCAAACGGGAUCGUUUCCUGGAGCGGAACCGCCUUGCCGCUAGUAAAUGUCGGGAGAAGAAGAAGAAGCUCAACCAGCAGCUGGAGCAGCGGUUUAACGAGCUGCAAACCAAGAACACCGAGCUCAACACAGAGAUCGAGGAUCUUCGCGCCGAGGGGAUCGCCCUGAAGAACGAGCUGCUGAGGCAUAGCGAGUGUGGGGACCCGGCCAUCUCCAUCCAUCUCAGUCACAUGGUCCAGAACAUCACCGCCAGGGACCACGCGGCUGCAACCCGUCGGUCCGUCGAGAUUUCAGAUCUGCUGAUGAUGGGAGAUCAUGCUGCGGUGGCUACUGGCUCCAGGGUAUCUGUUUCUUCCAUGACCAACUCCCCUCCUGGUCUCUCCACCUCCAGGUCGGUUAGUUCGUCGGGUUCCUCCGGCCUCUCGCCUGAUGCUGCUGCCGCCGCUGCCGCCUUCGGCUUUGAUAGCCCGCCUAUGCAUAUCAUGCCAUUCGCCAGCGGCUCCGCUAGCAGCAGUCACGACACACACAGCAGCCUCAAGUCGGCCAUGGAUGGCUCAUUGGACUCGAUGCCUGAAUACGAGUUCCUCGAGGAUCUUGCUUUGAUGGACUGA